AAAAACCAUACACCCUUCCUUCCCCCAUUACAAAAUUUUCGACGAAAACCAUCCUCAAGUUCUUUCAGAUCUCUUUUCUCAUCCCACUUUCCUUUACUUCCUCCGGCCUUCCCAUUGCCUUUCUUCUUCUUCUUCCAUUUCUUGGAAUUCGUCAUCUUCUUUUGGCGGGAACCUUGGCUUUUGGUAAUGGUGGCCCCAUAACUCCCAAUUUUCAUUGGCCAAUCCGAUUUAUGAUUGAUUGAUUCUUGCUGUUUUUGUUUUCUAUUGCCGUUUGUUUGAAUUUUGGAUUGCGACCCGUUUCGGGCGGGAGUUUUCUGCGAACCUUUGAUUUAAUCCCACAUAAACCUAUUGUUUCUGGUGUUUUGCGAAGAGAGAAAGAAGGACAAAUGACGAUUUCGGAGAAUACCAAGGGUUUGAUUCUAGCUAUGGCCUCCAGUGCGUUUAUUGGGUCGAGUUUUAUCUUGAAGAAGAAAGGACUUAAGCGUGCCGGAGCUACAGGGGCCAGAGCAGGCUGUUAGGAGGACAGGGGAGUUUCUUUCUGGUAAAUUUAUGUCAGAACUUUUGGGUGGGGAAGUUGGAGCUUUUAUAAACGGAGGGAAGCUUUAGCUUUAAGGGUUGGGAUUGGACUCUCCAUAGAUCAUGGAUUCAGAACAUCACGAGACACCUUUUGGAUGUCAGAUGGAAGCUUUAAGGGGUGUUGGCGGUUAUACAUACCUGUUAGAGCCACUUUGGUGGGCAGGCAUGAUCACAAUGAUUAUUGGCGAGAUUGCAAACUUUGUAGCAUAUAUUUAUGCCCCAGCAGUUUUAGUCACACCCCUUGGUGCACUGAGCAUUAUUGUCAGUGCUGUUUUAGCCCACUUCUUAUUGAAGGAGAGGCUACAGAAAAUGGGUGUUGUAGGGUGUUUAUCUUGUAUUGUAGGAUCAGUUAUAAUAGUUAUUCAUGCACCUCAGGAACAUACUCCUGAUUCUGUUGAAGAGAUUUGGGAUUUAGCAACUCAACCAGCUUUUCUAGUCUACAUUGCUGCUAUAGCUUCGUUAGUGUUGGCUCUUAUGCUGUAUUUUGAACCUCGUUAUGGGCAUGUAAACAUACUGGUCUACUUGGGAAUCUGUUCUCUAAUGGGUUCAUUGACGGUCAUGAGUAUUAAAGCUAUUGGAAUAGCGAUUAGGCUUACGCUUGAAGGGAUAAGCCAAGUAGCUUACCCUCAAACUUGGCUUUUUGUCACAGUUGCAGUAGUCUGUGUCAUCACACAACUAAAUUAUUUGAAUAAGGCAUUGGAUACAUUCAAUGCAGCCCUUGUAUCUCCAGUAUAUUAUGCCAUGUUCACAACAUUGACUAUUAUUGCUAGUGCUAUCAUGUUUAAGGACUGGUCAGGCCAGAAUGCGAGCACCAUAGUAUCUGAAUUGUGUGGAUUCAUUACCGUCCUUUCCGGAACUAUUAUUCUUCACUCAACCAGAGAACAACAACCAGUCUCCUCACAAGGAUCUGUGGCAUGGUAUAUUAGUGGUGAUUCAAUGAAAAGUAUUGAAGAACAUUUGAUCACCAUAAGCAAUUCACAUUACACGGAAGAAUGAACCUACUCGAUUCUGAUUAUAAUUUGGAAGCCAGUGGUCUUGAAUGCAAAACUUUAAAAUAUACUCAUACCGGAAGGAUGAGUACAAUGUCCGAUUUUAAAAUCGGGACGAUGAAUUGGGAUAUCGACCAUGAUCUUGUCACGAUUCGGACGGUUCUGUCCCCUUACUGCUGGGAAACGUUUAGCAAUGAAACCCGAGCUGCUUGAUCUGGUAAGGAUCUUUAUAGUUAGAAUGGCUUGUUGGGGGGGGGGGGGGGGGGGGGGGGGGUAUUCUCAAUGAUCCAUGCUGGUUACAACAUCAAUAGUAUUAUAGCCUGUGCCAUAUGUACAUUAUGAGGUUAUAACAUUCAUUCAUUUGAGAUCUCUAAAUGUAUCUUUUUAUAAAAAAGUAUUUAGUCAUUUCGCCUUUUCA
Cucumis melo (muskmelon) is the source of this 1983-nucleotide messenger RNA. RefSeq names its product probable magnesium transporter NIPA6. The transcript has 11 exons. The record is from RefSeq and is a predicted model, not a curated record. Lineage: Eukaryota; Viridiplantae; Streptophyta; Magnoliopsida; Cucurbitales; Cucurbitaceae. Gene Ontology annotation, biological process: magnesium ion transport. Gene Ontology annotation, molecular function: magnesium ion transmembrane transporter activity. The coding region runs from base 640 to 1572 and encodes 310 amino acids. Gene Ontology annotation, cellular component: membrane.